CUUCUCCCAAUAACGGUGUAAAAAUGAUUGAGUUUCUGCUUUUGUUAGCUGGAAACAAAAUGUCAGCGAAACUGCUACUUUUGGUGGCUUGCUCCCUUUGGAUUUCGAGUGUUUCCUCUUCUUGGAGAUAUAGGCACCCUGAUUUUGAUUUAGAUGCGAAACAAAUGAUACAGAAGUAUGGAUAUCCUCUGGAAGUGCAUACCGUGGAAACCGAAGACGGAUACAUAUUAGAAGUUCAUCGUAUUCCACAUGGUAGGAACGGUACAAAAACGGGACAUCCCAUACUUUUUGUGCCAGGACUUGUUUGCAGUUCGGCGGAAUUUUUAACUCAGGGUCCGGGUAUUAGUUUAGCAUAUAUACUGGCCGACGAGGGCUACGAUAUAUGGAUCGUAAACCCUAGGGGAUCUCGGUGGUCCAGGAAACACAGGACACUCGAUCCUGAUCUGAAUAAUAAGGAGUUUUUUGAUAUCAGCUUUCAAGAGAUUGGCAUCUACGAUAUCACUGCGACUAUAGACUACAUUUUGCGUGAAACUAGUCGUGAACAGUUAUUUUACGUUGGGCAUUCGCAAGGGACUACCUCUGUACUUGCUAUGCUGGCAGCCAGGCCAGAAUACAAUGACAAAAUAAUAUUAAUGACCGCUUUGGCACCUGUCGCUUACACUGCAAACUCAAAUCAUAUACUUUACAAAAUAUUAGACAGCAAUUUACCAUUGCUGCAGCACUUACUCGAUUCGUAUGGUGUAUAUCAACUCUUACCCCAUUCUCAACUACUGACACUGGUAGGACGAAUUUUAUGUAACGACUACGCUCUGACCCAGCCGAUAUGCGAGACCAUCGUUUACCUUUACGCCGGAUACAGUACCAACUUUAACACGACCUUAUUACCCGUUAUCCUAACGAAUACACCCGCCGGAGCUUCGAUGAGAAUGUUUUACCAUUACAUCCAGUUGGCUAUCUCGGGACAAUUUCAGAUGUACGAUUUUGGGCAGCAACAAAACUUAAUAAGGUAUGGACAGGCGAGUCCGCCAAAACUGGAUCUGACUAAAGUAACGCUGCCGUCGGCCCUAUAUUACUCAAAGCAAGAUGCCUUAUCCGCAGCGAAGGACGUGGAGUUACUGGCGGCAGAUUUGCGAAACCUUGUUAGACUGCACUUGGUUGAAGGAUACAGCCACUUAGACUAUCUGUGGGCGAAAAAUGUAAAUGUUGAUUUGUACCAAUACGUUGUGGAAACUAUUAAAAGUUACUCUAUAUAA
Molecule: messenger RNA, 1253 nt
Organism: Photinus pyralis (common eastern firefly)
Lineage: Eukaryota; Metazoa; Arthropoda; Insecta; Coleoptera; Lampyridae
Product: lipase 1-like
Exons: 7
Coding region: 24-1253 (409 amino acids)
Biological process (GO): lipid metabolic process
Molecular function (GO): hydrolase activity, acting on ester bonds
Source: RefSeq, a predicted model, not a curated record